This is a messenger RNA of Eublepharis macularius, 8235 nucleotides long. RefSeq names its product calcium voltage-gated channel subunit alpha1 C (gene CACNA1C). Gene Ontology annotation, molecular function: high voltage-gated calcium channel activity. The coding region runs from base 30 to 6599 and encodes 2189 amino acids. Gene Ontology annotation, biological process: calcium ion import across plasma membrane. The transcript is spliced from 49 exons. Gene Ontology annotation, cellular component: membrane; voltage-gated calcium channel complex. Lineage: Eukaryota; Metazoa; Chordata; Lepidosauria; Squamata; Eublepharidae. The record is from RefSeq and is a predicted model, not a curated record.
UUUUUUCUGACUCCCGUUUCUCAUCUUAAAUGGUCAAUGAAAACAAGAGGAUGUACAUUCCAGAAGAAAACCACCAAGGUUCCAACUAUGCGAGUCCCCGUCCUGCUCAUGCCAACAUGAAUGCUAAUGCAGCUGCAGGGCUUGCACCUGAGCAUAUCCCUACUCCAGGUGCAGCCCUCUCCUGGCAGGCUGCUAUUGAUGCUGCCAGGCAGGCCAAAUUGAUGGGUGCUGCUGGUAAUGCAACAAUAUCCACCGCUAGCUCGACGCAGAGGAAGCGGCAGCAGUACGGGAAGCAGAAAAAACAGGGUACCACCACAGCUACACGGCCUCCCCGGGCAUUGCUGUGUUUAACACUGAAAAAUCCUAUCCGGAGGGCAUGUAUCAGUAUUGUUGAAUGGAAAUAUCCUUUUUUACCAUUUGAAAUUAUUAUUUUACUGACUAUUUUUGCCAAUUGUGUGGCCUUAGCUAUCUAUAUCCCCUUUCCAGAAGAUGAUUCCAAUGCUACCAAUUCCAAUCUGGAACGAGUGGAAUAUCUCUUUCUCAUAAUUUUUACAGUGGAAGCAUUUUUAAAAGUAAUAGCAUAUGGACUUCUCUUUCAUCCUAACGCUUACCUCCGCAAUGGCUGGAAUUUACUAGAUUUUAUAAUUGUGGUAGUAGGGCUUUUUAGUGCAAUUUUAGAACAAGCAACCAAAGCUGAUGGAGUGAAUUCAAUAGGAGGGAAAGGCGCUGGAUUUGAUGUAAAAGCACUUCGGGCUUUCCGAGUAUUACGCCCCUUACGGCUGGUAUCUGGAGUUCCUAGCCUCCAGGUGGUUUUAAAUUCCAUCAUCAAGGCCAUGGUCCCUCUGCUGCACAUCGCCCUGCUGGUGCUGUUUGUCAUCAUUAUCUAUGCCAUCAUCGGGCUAGAGCUCUUCAUGGGGAAGAUGCACAAGACUUGUUACUAUGUACAAGGGGUAACAGAUACACCGGCAGAAGAGGAUCCCUCUCCUUGUGCACCUCAUUUAGCACAUGGGCGGCAGUGUCAGAAUGGCACCGAAUGCAGAGCAGGAUGGGAGGGACCUAAGCACGGCAUUACCAACUUUGACAACUUUGCCUUUGCCAUGUUAACUGUGUUUCAGUGCAUCACCAUGGAGGGCUGGACGGAUGUAUUGUACUGGGUCAAUGAUGCCAUAGGAAGGGACUGGCCCUGGAUCUAUUUUGUUACACUUAUCAUCAUAGGGUCAUUUUUUGUACUUAACUUGGUUCUCGGUGUACUUAGCGGGGAGUUUUCUAAAGAAAGAGAGAAGGCAAAAGCUCGCGGUGACUUUCAGAAGUUGCGGGAGAAACAGCAACUGGAGGAGGACUUGAAGGGAUACCUGGACUGGAUAACCCAAGCGGAAGAUAUCGACCCAGAAAAUGAAGAUGAAGGAAUGGAUGAGGAGAAGCCUCGAAACAUGAGCAUGCCCACCAGUGAAACAGAAUCUGUGAACACUGAUAACGUGGCAGGAGGUGAUAUUGAGGGAGAAAACUGCGGCGCACGGCUGGCACAUCGGAUCUCUAAAUCUAAGUUUAGCCGCUACUGGCGCAGAUGGAAUCGAUUCUGCCGACGAAAGUGUCGAGCUGCUGUCAAAUCCAAUGUGUUCUACUGGCUAGUGAUCUUCCUUGUGUUUCUGAACACCCUCACCAUUGCCUCUGAACAUUACAACCAGUCAGACUGGCUCACUGAAGUCCAAGACACUGCCAAUAAGGUACUGCUGGCUCUUUUCACGGCUGAGAUGCUGCUGAAGAUGUACAGCCUGGGUCUUCAGGCCUAUUUCGUGUCUCUCUUCAACCGCUUUGACUGUUUUAUUGUAUGUGGAGGAAUCCUGGAAACCAUCUUGGUGGAAACCAAGAUCAUGUCACCACUGGGUAUCUCAGUGCUGAGAUGUGUCCGACUGCUGAGGAUAUUUAAAAUCACAAGGUACUGGAACUCCUUGAGUAAUCUGGUGGCUUCUCUUCUCAACUCAGUCCGCUCCAUCGCCUCCUUGCUGCUGCUCCUCUUCCUCUUCAUCAUCAUCUUCUCCCUCCUGGGGAUGCAGCUGUUUGGGGGCAAGUUUAACUUCGAUGAGAUGCAAACCAGAAGAAGCACAUUUGACAAUUUUCCCCAGUCGCUGCUCACUGUAUUCCAGAUCCUGACUGGGGAGGACUGGAAUUCGGUGAUGUAUGAUGGGAUCAUGGCUUAUGGCGGCCCCUCUUUUCCAGGAAUGUUGGUCUGUAUUUACUUCAUCAUCCUAUUCAUUUGUGGAAACUACAUCUUGCUGAAUGUCUUUUUGGCCAUUGCUGUGGACAAUCUUGCUGAUGCAGAAAGCCUGACAUCUGCUCAAAAAGAAGAGGAAGAGGAAAAAGAAAGAAAAAAACUAGCUAGGACGGCUAGUCCUGAAAAGAAACAGGAGCCUGAGAAGCCAGCUGUAGAGGGGGAGAUGAAGGAGGAGAAAAUUGAGCUGAAAUCGAUCACUGCUGAUGGAGAGUCUCCACCUUCUAACAAGAGCAAUGUAGAUGAAUAUCAGCCUAAUGAAAAUGAAGAAAAGAAUCCCUACCCUACCACCGAAACACCAGGGGAGGAGGAAGAAGAAGAGCCUGAGAUGCCUGUUGGCCCUCGUCCGCGCCCAAUGUCUGAACUGCACCUCAAAGAGAAAGCAGUGCCAAUGCCAGACGCCAGUGCUUUUUUCGUCUUCAGCCCCAGCAACAGGUUUCGGGUCCACUGCCAUCGCAUCGUUAACAAUAACAUUUUCACCAACCUGAUCCUCUUUUUCAUCUUGCUCAGCAGCAUCUCUCUGGCCGCUGAGGACCCUGUCCGUCACUACUCCGUUAGGAAUCAAAUUCUUUGUUAUUUUGAUAUAUUUUUUACUGUCAUUUUCACCAUUGAAAUUGCUCUGAAGAUCCUAGGCAAUGCAGAUUAUGUCUUCACUAGUAUCUUUACAUUAGAAAUUAUUCUUAAGAUGACUGCUUACGGGGCUUUCCUUCACAAAGGAUCCUUCUGCAGGAAUUAUUUCAACAUCCUGGACCUGCUGGUGGUUAGCGUUUCUCUCAUCUCAUUUGGGAUCCAGUCUAGUGCCAUCAAUGUAGUGAAGAUCCUACGAGUCCUGCGAGUGCUUAGACCACUGCGGGCCAUCAACAGAGCCAAAGGACUAAAGCAUGUUGUCCAGUGUGUGUUUGUAGCCAUCCGGACUAUUGGGAACAUUGUGAUUGUCACCACAUUGUUGCAGUUCAUGUUUGCCUGCAUUGGAGUUCAGUUGUUCAAGGGCAAAUUGUACAGCUGCACUGAUAGUUCCAAGCAAACAGAGGCAGACUGCAAGGGAAAUUUUAUUACUUACAAGGAUGGAGAGGUCUCCCAACCAAUGAUCCAGGUCCGAAACUGGGAGAAUAGCAAGUUUGAUUUUGACAACGUCCUCACUGCCAUGAUGGCCCUCUUUACUGUUUCCACCUUUGAAGGCUGGCCAGAACUGCUGUAUCGAUCUAUUGAUUCCCAUCUGGAAGAUGUGGGGCCCAUCUAUAACCACAGGGUGGAGAUCUCCAUUUUCUUCAUUAUCUACAUCAUCAUCAUCGCUUUCUUCAUGAUGAACAUCUUCGUUGGUUUCGUCAUCGUCACUUUUCAGGAGCAAGGAGAGCAGGAGUACAAGAACUGUGAGCUGGACAAGAACCAGCGGCAGUGUGUAGAAUAUGCCCUGAAGGCUCGCCCCCUGCGAAGGUAUAUCCCUAAAAACAAGUACCAGUACAAAGUGUGGUAUGUGGUGAACUCUACCUAUUUUGAAUACCUGAUGUUCGUCCUCAUCCUUCUGAACACCAUCUGUCUGGCCAUGCAGCACUAUGGCCAGAGCUGCCUCUUCAAAGAAGCAAUGAACAUUCUCAACAUGCUCUUCACCGGCCUCUUCACCGUUGAGAUGGUCCUGAAACUAAUUGCCUUCAAACCCAAGGGUUACUUUAGUGAUCCUUGGAAUGUUUUUGACUUCCUCAUCGUAAUUGGCAGCAUUAUAGACGUCAUUCUCAGUGAAACUAAUCACUAUUUCUGUGAUGCAUGGAAUACAUUUGACGCCUUGAUUGUUGUGGGUAGCAUUGUUGAUAUAGCAAUCACCGAGGUGAACCCAGCUGAACAUACCCAAUGCUCUUCCUCUAUGAACGCAGAGGAAAAUUCUCGCAUCUCAAUCACCUUUUUCCGACUCUUCCGUGUGAUGCGUCUGGUGAAGCUCUUGAGCCGAGGUGAGGGCAUCCGCACGCUGCUUUGGACCUUCAUCAAGUCCUUCCAGGCUCUCCCCUAUGUGGCUCUUUUAAUAGUGAUGCUGUUUUUUAUCUAUGCUGUGAUCGGGAUGCAGGUGUUUGGUAAAAUUGCCUUGAACGAUACCACCGAAAUCAACCGGAACAACAACUUUCAGACUUUCCCUCAAGCAGUGCUGCUGCUUUUCAGGUGUGCUACUGGUGAAGCAUGGCAGGAAAUCAUGCUGGCAUGCCUCCCCGAUAAGAAAUGUGACCCCGAUUCCUUGGAACCAAACAACUCUACUGAAGAUGAGUAUUCCUGUGGAAGCAGCUUUGCCAUCUUUUAUUUCAUUAGUUUCUACAUGCUUUGUGCCUUUCUGAUCAUUAAUCUUUUUGUAGCUGUAAUCAUGGAUAACUUUGACUACCUGACACGGGACUGGUCAAUUCUUGGACCUCAUCACCUGGAUGAGUUUAAACGGAUCUGGGCUGAAUAUGAUCCUGAAGCUAAGGGACGCAUCAAACACCUAGAUGUGGUGACACUCCUGCGUCGGAUACAGCCUCCACUAGGCUUUGGCAAGCUCUGCCCGCAUCGAGUGGCUUGUAAACGUCUUGUCUCCAUGAAUAUGCCACUGAAUAGUGAUGGGACUGUCAUGUUUAAUGCUACCCUUUUUGCACUGGUCAGAACAGCACUGAGGAUUAAAACAGAAGGUAACUUGGAGCAAGCCAAUGAAGAACUGCGUGCAAUCAUUAAGAAAAUCUGGAAGCGUACCAGUAUGAAGCUGCUGGAUCAGGUUGUCCCCCCAGCAGGUGAUGAUGAGGUAACAGUUGGAAAGUUCUAUGCCACAUUCCUAAUCCAAGAGUAUUUCCGGAAAUUCAAGAAGCGUAAAGAACAGGGCCUUGUUGGCAAACCUUCACAGCGAAAUGCACUUUCGCUCCAGGCUGGUCUGCGUACGUUACAUGACAUUGGGCCAGAGAUUCGACGGGCUAUCUCUGGAGACUUGACAGCUGAAGAAGAGUUAGACAAGGCCAUGAAAGAAGCUGUUUCUGCUGCCUCAGAGGAUGAUAUAUUCAGAAGAGCUGGUGGCUUGUUUGGAAAUCAUGUCAGCUACUACCAGAGUGAUGGAAGAAGUUCAUUCCCUCAGACAUUUACCACUCAGCGCCCUUUGCACAUUAACAAAUCUAGCAACAACCAGGGAGACACAGAAUCCCCCUCUCAUGAAAAGCUUGUGGAUUCUACCUUCACUCCAAGCAGCUACUCUUCAUCAGGCUCCAAUGCCAAUAUCAACAAUGCCAACAACACUGCCUUGAGCCGCUUCCCCAGCCCACCAAGGUACCCCAGCACUGUAAGCACUGUAGAAGGCCACAGCACCCCUUUGUCACCCUCUGCACGGAUCCGGGAACCCCCGUGGAAGCUUGGCUGCAGAAGGUCCUGUUCUAGAGACAGCCAGGUGGCCAUCGUUUGUGAGGAAGAAGUUUCUCAAGAAGAGGAGACAUAUGAUGAGCAACUGAAUGAAGAAGUUGAAUACUGUAGUGAGCCAAGCUUGCUGUCUACUGAAAUGCUUUCAUACCAAGAUGAUGAACAUAGACAGCUAACUCCUCCUGAAAACAGCAAAGGGGAAGAUACAAGACACUCUCCAAAGAGUGGGUUCCUGCGUUCCUCAUCACUAAAUCGAAGAGCAUCCUUUCACCUGGAAUGUCUAAAGAGACAGAAAAAUCCAAGUUCAGUAGUCCCACAAAAGACAAUAUUACCUUUACAUCUGGUACAUCAUCAGGCACUAGCAGUUGCAGGUCUGAGUCCUCUUCUUCAAAGACGCCAUUCGCCCAUAAGAUCCUCUCAGUCAUGUGCCACACCCCUUACUACACCGUGUACACAGAGUUGGCCACAGCAGCCAAUUAAAACCUUACAGCUUGAUGGAGAGGAAUCCAGUGAGAAACUCAACAGUAGCUUCCCAUCAGUACAAUGCAGCUCCUUAUAUUCUGAUGGCACUAGCUCUGGCAGCACUCGAAAAGCAAGGCCAGUCUCCCUCAUAGUUCCCAGCCAGACUAGAGACUGUGGGAGGCAAUUUCACGGCAGUGCCACCAGCCUUGUAGAAGCGGUCUUGAUUUCCGAAGGACUGAUGCAGUUUGCUCAAGAUCCAAAGUUCAUUGAGGUCACAACCCAAGAGUUAGCUGAUGCCUGUGACUUGACGAUAGAAGAGAUGGAGAAUGCUGCAGACAAUAUUCUCAAUGGUAACAGCAAGCCAAGCCCCAAUGGCAACCUCUUGCCUUUUGUUAACUGCAGGGACUCAGGGCAGGACUGUAUGGAAGAGGAAGAAGCAGCAGCCCAGAACCCAGAUUGUAGAAAAAGUCAAGAGGAAUCUAAGGACAGCAGGAUUUAUAUCAGCAGCCUGUAGUUGCCAAGGCUGAAAGUAAUGCUGGUUUUUUAAUUUGUUUCAAUGUUCCUAAUGGGUUUGUUUCAGAAGUGCCUCACUGUUCUCGUGACCUGGAGUAACCAGAACAGCGUUCUUCAUUUGUUUCUGUUGGGACGAGUCGCAGAGUUGGGUGGUGUAAAAGAGCUUUUCAGGAGUGAAUAUACAACCCCAGCAUGUGUCCAUGAAGGAGGAGGAGGAGAAUGAGCUCCCUCCUCCUUUCAGUCCCUGCACAAGGAACAACGGCUGCUUCCUGAAUAUGAAGGAAAACCUCAGCUUCCUGUGGAUGGCCCUAGUUAAAAGGACACUGCAUCAAACGGGUGUCUUUCAACUUUGCUUGUACAAAAAAAAAUCAUUUUGCACAUAUUCUGUAUGAGCCUCAACGUCUCCAUAAAGCCAAGGCCCUUUUGAUCUGCAAGUGGAACAGUAGACUUCUGCUGUGGAUCCCUGCACUUUGCUGAGGAGGAGGAAGCAGAAGCUGUAAGGGUACAGGAGAUGCAGGUGGCAAUAUUGCAGAUGCUUGUUGAUAGAAAUGCAGAGACUCCCUGGCAGUUUUCUCUGCCAACCAAUCAGAGCUCAGGCAGUCUUCUUGCCAACCAAUCAGAGCUCAGGCAGUUAGCUGUGCCAACUGCUCAAGGAGCAGGAAGCCAGCUCUGUCAAAUUGGAGUUCAGGCAACCCGCCCAUUUCGAAGAGAGGUGGUGAUGGGCUUAUGUAGAUCUCUCCUUGUUUUUGCCGUUUGAUAUUUUCUUGAAAGCAUGUUCCAAUUUUUAUUUUUGAAUACUUUAUUUUAUUGUUGUUUUUUUUGAGGGAGAGGGGUAAAGGGAGUGUUUACAAAGUUUUGUAAUCACCUACCUUUUAUUUUAUUUUAAUUUUUCACCCUCGCAAAUGUUUAAAAUUGGUUUGAUUAUGUUGUACUAUUGAAAAUUUUGUUUUCCUCCAUUGAAAUUUGGUAGAAGCUAAUAAUGAUAUUAGAAGAGUUUUGCCAACCAUUAUGUACACCAGAAUUUGUAAUUUUAUUUGAAAUAAUGGGAAAUUCCUUUUUUUGUUUUUGUUGUUGUUUUAUAAUUUAAAGAUAGUAGGCAAUGCACUUGAUAUAGUCUUGCACAUAUGAAUGAUCGAUUUGGAUUCUUUUUAAUGCUAGGUUCUUUACGGGUGAGUGAGCGACUGAGCAGGACUGAGUGAGAGAGCGAAUGCAUGCCUGAAAGUGUGUAAGUGCAUACAGUUCUUCACUUCCUGGUUGUAACUGCAGGAGAACUGUAUCUGGGGUCAUUUGAGUGCAAAAAAAACCCUGUCUCUGCUUCUGAAAGGGGAAUCAGUAACUCUUUGCAUUUUCUGUUCCACAAGAUAUGCAAAAACAAUGCAAUAAUAUUGAUUUUGAAUACAAUUUGUGAAUUGUGUUGGCAUUAAAAUUGUAUAGAAAAAAAACCCAAGGGGGAUUAAACAUACAAAAAAGUGAGAAGGCGCUACGUUUCGAUAUAUUCCGUGUGAUGUUUUAUUGCAUUGAUAAUGUUUCUGUUGAAGAAACCGUAAUACUUGAAUUCAGGUCAGUUUCAGUAUUUUUCAACUAUUUUUUUAAAAUGAAUUGCAAUUGUGCCAAGCGAAUAUAAUGAAUUAAGUUUG